Arabidopsis arenosa is the source of this 810-nucleotide messenger RNA. NCBI's taxonomy places the organism in Eukaryota, Viridiplantae, Streptophyta, Magnoliopsida, Brassicales, Brassicaceae. The record is from the annotation of a GenBank genome assembly.
CUCCACUGUUCUAAAGAAAGAAGAAAAAACUUAAUUUCCAAGAAAGUUUUCAAGAUACGAUACACAAAAAAUGGCAUCUUCAAGUGUUGUUAUCACUGUCUUAAUCUUCUUGGCUCCAAUCUUUCUCCAACUAUGUCUCUCUCAAGGUCCGAGUCCUCCAGCUUCUUGUGCUUCCUUGUUACUAGCCUUGGCUCCAUGUGGUCCUUUCGUGCAGGGUUUUGUCCAGCUCCCAGCUCAACCAUGCUGCAACAGCCUGAACCAGAUCUACAACCAACAACCAACCUGUCUCUGUCUCUUUCUCAACAACAAUUCUACAUUAUCCUCUGCUUUUCCGAUCAAUCAAACACUAGCUCUCCAAUUGCCUCAGCUUUGUAGCAUUCCAGCCAAUUCAUCUGUUUGCUCCUCAGGGGCUUCCUCUGUUUCUCCACCAUCUACCAACUCAACCAGCUCUCAAAUCUCUCUGGGUGCAAAGAACAAUUCGGGUGUGGCAGCGAUCCCAGUGGCUCAAGUGGCACCAAAACCAACCAGCAUGAUGGGAUUGGGUUAUCGUCUGAAAUCCACUGGUUCGAAGUCUAAGAUUCAGCUGACUACCUUUCUGAUGGCAGUGAUUCUAACCGGAACACCCUUCCUGUUCUAACUCCAUAGUCCAUAGGCGUAUUUACUUUAACCUCCGUCUAGUUAACAUCCUCCUCGUUCUUGCUUUUCUCUUUGAACUCAGAAGAACUACACUUUCCAUAGAUUUAUGAAUGAAGUUGUGAUAAUGUUUCUUGAAACCAAAACAGAACAAUGUAACAAAAUUCUAUUUCAAUU